Messenger RNA from Amborella trichopoda, 669 nucleotides. The record is from RefSeq and is a predicted model, not a curated record. Lineage: Eukaryota; Viridiplantae; Streptophyta; Magnoliopsida; Amborellales; Amborellaceae.
AUGGCAACCUCCAUUAACCUAGACCUGCAAACUCAAGAAAGCGCAUACCUCUACAUUUUUCGUGAGUUGGAGUACUUCAUACCCUCACAGAUCGUCCAUGGCCUCAGUUGGGAAAUUGCCCAUCAUGCCCGUGUCGAAGCGAUCUCCCGCCACGAGCCCAACAUGCAAGUGCAAUUGCGUUUCUUUAUAGAUAUCAAAUACGUCAGAGAAAUUGUAGAUGGUGAGCACCCCGAACCCGAAACCGAAGCCCUCCAACAAGAGGAGGAAAUUAUUGCAGAUGAAAUUCUGGAAGAUGAGAUUGAGGAAACGGCAACAGAGUUCGAGUUUCGCCAAUUCAUCGAACUCUCUUCGCAAGAGGGAUACAUUUUCGAAGGUGAAUACCGACCAAUGGAAACCGACAAUCUCCAGCUACUUAGAGCCAUUGAAGCAUCCGCACAGGUGGAUUUUCCUCUAAGACCGGCUGCAAGAUCAGCAGUACAGUCCUUAGCCAGGCCUGAUAUCGAAGCGCAAGAAGAGGUUGUUUGCACUGUGUGCAUGUGCAACAUAAGUGCUGGGGAUGGGAGGGUACUCCCGUGCUCUCACAUCUAUCAUGCGGAUUGCAUCUUCAGGUGGUUGGAAUUGAGAAAUUCAUGUCCAAUAUGCCGAUUCCAGCUCCCUGUCCAAGAGUGA